AGAAAGGAAAGAAAGAGGAAAUUAAGAAGCAAGAGAGUAAAUAAAGCAAAGAAGAAGAAGAAGAAGAUGGCAACACAAGCCUUAGUGUCGUCUUCUCUCACAUCUUCUGUGGAGGCAGCAAAACAGCUACUGGGAGGAAGGACCCUUUCAAGUGGGUCGUCGUCCUCCUCCUCCUCAAGGAAGUCUUCCUUGGUUGUAAGAGCUGCUUCUACACCCCCUGUCAAGCAAGGAGCAGACAGGCAGCUCUGGUUUGCAUCCAAACAGAGCCUAUCAUACUUAGAUGGCAGCCUCCCAGGUGACUUCGGAUUUGACCCGCUGGGGCUGUCGGACCCAGAAGGUACAGGCGGGUUUAUUGAACCAAAGUGGUUGGCUUACGGAGAGGUCAUAAACGGGCGUUACGCAAUGUUGGGAGCAGUAGGCGCCAUAGCACCGGAAAUACUGGGGAAGCUGGGGCUGAUCCCGCCGGAGACAGCGCUGCCGUGGUUUCAGACUGGGGUGAUACCACCAGCAGGAACAUACAAUUACUGGGCAGACCCAUACACACUGUUCGUGAUGGAAAUGGCACUUAUGGGUUUUGCAGAACACAGAAGGUUCCAAGACUGGGCGAAUCCAGGGUCGAUGGGUAAGCAAUACUUCCUUGGUUUUGAGAAGUACUUGGGUGGGUCAGGUAAACCGGCUUAUCCUGGUGGUCCUUUCUUCAAUCCACUGGGAUUGGGAACAAAGGAUGAGAAGGCAAUGAAGGAGUUGAAGUUGAAGGAAGUCAAGAAUGGGAGAUUGGCUAUGCUGGCCAUAUUGGGUUACUUUGUUCAGGGACUCGUCACUGGAGUUGGUCCAUUCCAGAACCUAUUGGACCAUUUGGCUGACCCAGUCAACAACAAUAUCUUAACCAGCCUCAAGUUCCACUGAAGAUUAUUAUAUG
This is a messenger RNA of Telopea speciosissima, 919 nucleotides long. Its product is annotated as chlorophyll a-b binding protein 8, chloroplastic. Gene Ontology annotation, cellular component: chloroplast thylakoid membrane; plastoglobule. Lineage: Eukaryota; Viridiplantae; Streptophyta; Magnoliopsida; Proteales; Proteaceae. Gene Ontology annotation, biological process: photosynthesis, light harvesting in photosystem I; response to light stimulus. The record is from RefSeq and is a predicted model, not a curated record. The transcript is spliced from 3 exons. The coding region runs from base 67 to 906 and encodes 279 amino acids.